GAUUUUCCAAUCGGAUCAUCAAACCCCCCCGACAUAUGGCAACUGCAGGUUCGGUUCUAUUUUUAUUCAAAUUUUCUAAAAUUCCCUACACACGAAGCCGGGCAGCUACAAGUUUCUGACUCUACUGUUUCACAACCCGGCCUUGCUCAUUGCGUUUGAAGAGUUCCAGACCGAGUUCCGAGUGCAGGCACACCCAUCCACCCAUCCCAUUCCCAUACCCCCAUACCCCGAAAAUGGGCAACGUGAUGGCGACUACGGGAGGCGGCGACUCGUCGCACGGGCGCGGCAAGGUGGCUGCCGGGCUGGGCGUGCCGGAGGCGCCACUCACCGCCGGCAUGCCGUCCCAGCUGGUGCAGGCGCUGGAGUCCGAGGCGCACAAGCUGGAGAACCCGGGCACCGUCGAGGAGCUGCACAGUCGGUGCCGCGACAUCCAGGCCAACACCUUUGAGGGCGCCAAGAUCAUGCUGAACAAGGGCCUCAGCAACCACUUCCAGGUGACCCACACCAUCAACAUGAACUCCUCGGCGCCGAGUGGCUACCGCUUCGGGGCCACCUACGUGGGCACCAAGCAGUACGGACCCAACGAGGCCUUCCCGGUGGUUAUGGGCGAGAUCGACCCGAUGGGCAACCUCACCGCGAACGUCAUCCACCAGCUGACCUCGCGCCUGCGCUGCAAGUUCGCCUCGCAGUUCCAGGACUCAAAGCUGGUCGCCACCCAGCUGACCGGCGACUACCGGGGCCGCGACUUCACCGUCUCGCUGACCAUGGGCAACCCGGGCAUCCUCACCGGCUCGGGGGUGAUUGUGGGCCAGUACCUGCAGUCCAUCACCCAGCGCCUGGCCCUGGGCACGGAGCUGGCCUACCAGUACGGCCCGAAUGUGCCCGGACGGCAGGUGGCCGUGCUGUCGGCGGUCGGACGCUACGCCGUCGGGGACUCCGUCUGGUCCUGCACCCUGGGGCCCGGCGGCUUCCAUCUGAGCUACUACCAGAAGGCCAGCGAGCAGCUGCAGAUCGGCGUCGAGGUGGAGACCAAUCUGCGCAUGCAGGAGUCCACGGCCACGGUGGCCUACCAGGUGGACCUGCCCAAGGCGGACCUCGUGUUCCGCGGCAGCCUCGACUCCAACUGGCACAUCGCCGGCGUCCUCGAGAAGCGCCUGCAGCCGCUGCCCUUCUCCCUGGCCAUCAGCGGGCGGAUGAACCAUCUGAAGAACAGCUUCCGGCUGGGCUGUGGCCUCAUGAUUGGUUAAGUGGCCCCGGCACGGGAUGACUUUGUUUUGUUUCUGUAGUUGUUUUGUUUCGAAAUUGAAAAUUGGAAUGUGCAACCAGGAGGAGGAAGCGGAGCCAGCACGAUUUUAUCAAAUUUACGAUAGAUUAUUUGACAGACGAUCGAGAACUGUCCCGAUUCCGAUUGCAUUCAUCCUUUUCCUCGUACUCUGUAGCACUGACUGCCUCCGAAUAAUCGAAUAUAAAUGCCCAAAUCCAAAGCAGUCUCAUUCGGUCGGGAAAAGAGAGUGCUGUGACUGCGACUUAAGGUCGAACUAUUGGACUAUUAAAUUUCUUGUUUCUUUGACUUUUUGUCAGAAUUGUGCCACUGUGUGCCCUUCGAACUGUAAACUGUAAGUUUCAAACUGGACAAAAUUCAAACCGUGUUCAUUUUUAAAUCACCAGUACAUGUAACUUCAUAUAUUCCUAAAAUAAUCCAUAAAACUCUUGUUCCGAAUUGUAAA
Molecule: messenger RNA, 1727 nt
Organism: Drosophila ananassae
Lineage: Eukaryota; Metazoa; Arthropoda; Insecta; Diptera; Drosophilidae
Gene: tomboy40
Product: mitochondrial import receptor subunit TOM40 homolog 2
Exons: 1
Coding region: 234-1247 (337 amino acids)
Biological process (GO): protein import into mitochondrial matrix
Cellular component (GO): mitochondrial outer membrane translocase complex; mitochondrial outer membrane
Molecular function (GO): transmembrane protein transporter activity
Source: RefSeq, a predicted model, not a curated record